CAAAUGUAAAUACUAUAGCUGGUGAAUAGUGUUGUGUGGUGCUAUUACAGCCUUGCCCUUAAUUUUAAUGCAUUUCCGAUAUUGCCCUUGCUUAGCUUUAUUGCAAAUUUUUGCCGUGUGUGCUGAAGCCUACAGCUGUCGUGCGUUCUGUCUUUGCCUGCCAGCUAAGGUGUUGUUGUUCGUUCUGGUUUUGAAGGUUCUUUUUGUUCUUGCUUUGUUAUUUUGCUUUGGGUCUUUCCUGUAGUUGGGUUUGUUGCGUACACUUCUGGGUUGAUGAUGAGGUCUGGAAUGGAUUUCGUACGAUUUGGGUAUGGUUGUUUCUCGCACAGUGGCUGGUAUGUUUUCGUGUUCCUCUGGAUCGUGGUGUAGGUUAUGUUGUCUUUGGUGUAGCCUUUGUGUUACCUUAAUGGAGUCAUUUACUUGGUCGUUACUUCAGUGUCAUAUUUUCUGUAAUUAAAAAAGAUUUUGACAUUGAAUAUGAAUGGAAAAGUCUUGUAGUUCUAGGGUUAUGUAAUUGGGGUGCCAUUGGUUACCGUUGUCUAUAUAUAGAGAGGGGGAGUGUUCCUUUUCUGACCGUGGGCGAUCUGAAUUUCUUCUGGAGGAGUGUAUGUUUAAGAGGUUGUGCUUUGUUAUAGAUGACAUUAUAUUCUGUAUUUGAUCGACUUGCUUUGUGAAUAUGUAGUUUUUUUCGGAUUCCCUGACAAAUUGGGCCUAAGAUUAUCGAAACUUAAUUCAUGGUAAUAUCUUUGCCGGUGUUCUUUUGCUGUUUGACUCCCCGUGAUAAUGGUUUGAUCUUCGUUUUUGUGUUUGCUUCUGGUGUUGGAAGUGGCUCUUUAGUGGUAUAAUUGCUCUGUGGUGUGUAGGAAUUAUUUGAAUCAUUAAAUAGGUCUCUGUGUCCUGAAAUGACCGUAGUAAUUUGAAUACUUUGUGAAGGCAAGAAUUAGUGGGAAUACUUAUUAAUGAACAUAUGGAUUGGUUUAUUCUUACUGUGGUUGUUUGUGGGGUUACAGGUUUGCUGGUUAUGCUAUUUGCGUUGUUGCUGGUCGCAGCUCAUUUUCCUUCUUCAGCUUACAACAUUUUUUAAGAUCCAAGACUUAAAGUUUGCCAUCAACUACGGAUUUGAUUUGCAGAAGGUUACACGAAUUCCUGUUACUUGGCAAAGUAUACAACCAGUUUUGUGGUCGUACUUAUGGAUUGUCACUAUGGCAUACCUCAAUUAUCUCGAAAGUGAUGCAGUAGAUUAAAUAAGGCUUCCCAAAGGACAUCACAGUCAGAAUUUGCUAGCCCGCCUUUACCAGACACCCAGCUUGGUGUUAAAUGUCGUCCACGGACUUGUAUAUCAAAGCGACAGAAAUGUAUACAAGAACUUUCUAUGCCUCAGUUGGAUAGCUGUACUUUUAUGACGGCCAGCAUGAGGUAGAACAUAGGCUGGGUUGUUUUCCUGAGUUAAGAGAAGAUGUGAUCAGUAUUCUAAUGCAGAUACAAGAAUUGUGCUAAAUCAAGCCCCGGUUCUUGAUCAACGCAUCUAUAAUGCUCCUGCUGCUGAUGAUGUUGCUGUCAUCUGGCAAGAGAGUGCUUCAUCUAGCCAAAGCUUGGGCCCUCAUAUAUUAGUGACUGCAACAUCUAAUGAGUCUCACCGAAUCUACCAUAAUUAUGGUUGCUAUGAUCCGCUCCAAUGUCCUUUGUUAUUUCCUCGGGGAGAAUGUGGCUGGACUCAGGGGCUUAAAAAGAAUUCUCAUCCAAGUCGGACAGCAACAGAUACAAUUCCAGAUCCUAUUAUGUCUUGCGCUGUCCAUACAGCAGCUGAAUUAUUAAAUCAGGAAGAAUCCCGUUCAAAGAGGAAGAAUACUAAAGCAGACAAGUUUAUCUCUGCUAGGGAGUAUUAUGCGUACAGAUUGCAGAUCAGGCCUUAUAAUAUGCUGCUGCGAGCAGGAAGGUGUUUCCAACAGUACAUUGUCGAUAUGUAUGUGAAGAUUGAAAAUACAAGGCUUGAUUACUUUAGAAACAAUCAGGACACAAUAAGAGCCGAUUUGUAUAAAGGUAUUUUGGAUUCACUGGAUACCGGGGAGACUCUUGGGGAAAAUGUUGGUCGUAGAGUUAUUUUGCCUCCUACUUGUAUUGGUGGUCCUCGUGAUAUGAAGAAGCGUUAUUUAAAUGCUAUGGCUUUAGUCCAGAGAUUUGGCAAGCCAGAUCUUUUUGUAACAAUUACAUGUAAUGCUAAUUAGCCUGAAAUAAAGGCUGAGCUUGGUGCUGGUGAAAAUGCACAGGAUAAACCCGAUUUGGUUGCAAGGAUUUUUAGAGCAAAGCUACUUGCACUGAAAAAAGAGAUUAUGGAGAAAAACGUAUUUGGGGAAGUUGCUGCCAUGAUCUAUGUAAUCGAGUUUCAGGAAAGAGGGCUCCCACAUGCUCAUUUCCUGAUUAUUCUGAAACCCGAAUACAAGCUCAAAUCUCCUGCUGACUAUGAUAGAUUUGUUUGUGCUGAAAUUCCUACUGAGACUAAUCUCCGUUUAAGAAGAAUUGUAUUGGCGCAUAUGAUGCAUGGCCCUUGUGGUAUACUGAAUCCAGAGUGUCCUUGCAUGCGCAAAAAUGGACUUAGGCGUACCUGUAAAAACAAGUAUCCUAAGCAGUUCUGCAGCGAAACAACAAAUAAUAAGGAUGGUUAUCCUAUGUAUCGCUGAAGAGAAACUGGAGAAAAGGUUAGUAUAAGAAAUGCAGAGCUAGACAAUCAGUGGGUUAUUCCCUACAAUCCUUAUCUUUCUAUGCUGUUUGAUUGCCAUUUGAAUGUCGAGGUAUGUUCGACUAUUAAAGCAGUCAAGUAUUUAUACAAGUAUGUAUACAAAGGUCAUGAUAGAAUUUCAUACAAUGUUGUGGAUUCUAAUAGCAAACCUGUUGAUGAAAUUCACCAGUAUCAAUCAGGAAGAUGGGUAUCUCCUUGUGAAGCUGCAUGGAGGAUAUUCAGUUUUGAUCUGUUUGACAUGUAUCCUUCCGUUUUGCCUUUACAAGUGCAUUUACCUAACAUUCAGACUGUUCGAGUUCAUCCUCAUGAAAGGUUACAGUCUGUUGUUUCAGAUGGUAAACGAUCAAGAACUCAGCUAACUGAAUUUUUUGCCAUGAAUGCUGCUUCUGAACAUGGCUUAGGAUAUCUGUAUGGUGAAUUUUGCGAGCACUACACGUGGCAUCAAAGUAAUAAGAUUUGGAAACAAAGAGUUCAGAACAGGAUUUCAGUUGGGCGGUUAGCGUUUGUCUUUCCUGCAGAAGGUGAGAGGUUCUUCCUUAGAUUGCUAUUGUUGAAUGUAAGGAGCCCUACGUCAUUUGAAGAUUUACGCACUGUGAAUGGUUGUGUGUAUCCAACUUUUCAAGAAGCUGCUCUAAAGCGGGGUCUUAUUGAAGCUGAUGAUACAACUAAUUCGACAAUGGCUGAAGCAUGCGAUACUCAUAUGCCUGUUGCUUUACGUCGCCUUUUUGCAACGGUUCUGAUGUUCUGUCAGCCAAGAGAUCCUGCUGUUCUCUGGAAUACCUAUUAUUCCUUCCUUGCUGAAGAUUUCUCUCAUAGGUUUCCAAAUCAGACGGUGAAGAUACAGCAACUCACUGUUAGAGCUGUUGAGCAGCACCUUGAAGGCAUGGGAAGAUCUCUUGCUUUUUUUGGACUAAAACACUUAACAUUAGAAGUUAGUGAUGAAUUUAGCCGUACAAAAGAUAUCAUAGAUGCUCUUGAUGCACCGAUCCCAGAGGAAUGCUUAGGUUGUCGGUCAAAGCUAAAUGCUGCACAGAAUGUAGCCUUUGAAUGCAUAAUGGAACAUGUGCUGCAGCAGAAAGGUGGCGCUUUCUUUAUUGAUGGCCCUGGAGGGACAGGCAAGACCUUCUUGUACAAUGCUCUAUAUGAAAAAAUACGGCAGAUGAACAAAAUUGUAUUGCCUACAGCUACAUCAGGAAUUGCUGCAGCAAACAUUCCUUCGGGUAGAACUGCACAUUCCCGAUUUAAGAUUCCAGUUGACCAUGAGGGGUCAUUAGUGUGUGAUGUUCCUUAACAGGGUAGUUUAGCAGCAUUGUUGAAGGAAACUACAUUGAUAAUAUAGGAUGAAGCUUCUAUGGCUAGAAAGGAAAAUCUAGAGUCUUUAGAUCUUUUAUUACAGGAUAUAUGUGGGAAUAAGGUGGUCUUUGGAGGGAAGGUUGUUGUAUUUGGCGGAGAUUUCAGGCAGGUUCUGCCAGUCGUUCCUCGGAAGACUAUGAAAGAAGCAGUUCAAGCAAGUAUCGUUACUUCUUAUCUGUGGCCUAAGUUCAGGAAAUUUAGACUAACAGAAAAUAUUAGAGCGAGGGAAGAUCCAGUGUGUGCUGAUUUUUUGCUUCGGUUAGGUAAUGGUGAAUUACAGCGAACAGAAAAUGCUUUGGUCAAUUUGCCAGAACAGAUUGUACAGUGCACUGAAAGCAUUCCAGACUUAGUGCCUACUGUUACUAUAACAACAUUCCCAGAAAUUGGUAAUGUCUCCUUUGACAAUGAGGUUUUCACUAAAAAGGCAAUCUUGACACCCCUGAAUGAUGACGUGGAUUGUAUAAAUACAUUCAUGAUUGAGAAGUUUCCUGGACAAGCUGUUACGCACAAGAGUUUUGAUGCAAUCCUGAACGAUACAUGCAACAUAUACCCUACUGAAUUUAUUAACAAGCUUUGCCCUGGUGGAAUGAGUCCACAUGAGCUUGUGUUAAAAGAGAACUGCCCUGUUAUACUGCUGAGGAACUUGCUGCCCUCAUCAGGGUUAUGCAAUGGUACCAGGUUAAUCUGUAAAAAGUUUUAUCCGAAUGUAAUCCAGUGUACGAUACCAGUUGUUCAUUACAAGGGCAAAGAAGUAUUCAUACACAGGAUAAAUUUAAGACCUUCUAAAUCUGUGAACUACCCGUUUAUGUUUGAACGGAAACAAUUUCCUGUAAAAUUAAGCUUUGCAAUGACUAUUAACAAGUCUCAAGGGCAAACUCUCAACCAAGUAUCUGUCUAUCUUCCACGUUCAUGCUUUUCUCAUGGGCAGCUUUAUGUUGCAUUAUCAAGAGCCAAGAAAUCGAAAGAUAUUUCUGUUUUUACCACACGUGAUACAGAUCAGCACUCUGCUAAUAGUGUUAAGAAUGUAGUGUCAUUUGAGCUUCUACUUCUAGCAGGCAUUAUUCCAGCAGAUACAGUAUAGUGUGGUUUUUGUAUUGUCUUGCCCUGGUGUAAAAGAAGAUAUCCUUCGGCAGUUACAUACAGUGUCCAACACUAUGACAAGUAUAGUCUGCUCAGUGCAGGAUUUGACUGUAGAGCCACUAUUAAGGAGGAUGGUAUGAUCCUAAUAAGGUUUGAAGGUGUAAGUGGAAGUCCGAUAGUUACCGGAAUUUGCAUUCACAAAACACCAAAAUUGGCAGGUGAAACAUGAAGUAUUUAGAUGUCAGAAUUGUGCAGCUGAAAUAGAAGUUCUAGCUCAGGAAAAGGACUUACGACCUAAAUCGACAGCUAAGUAUGAGAAAAAGAUAGAAGAAUUAAGUAAGCAGUGUCAGCGAAAAACAGAUGAAUGCUAUCAAGCUUGAAUGUCAUUGACAGCAGCAAACGAGCAGGUGGAAAAGGUUAGAAUGGAGCUUGACAACAGAGUGUUCAAGUCUUAUUUUCUAGACCAGACUGUGGAGAAAAAGGCUGAAAAUUUAAAAGGCCAUAUCUAGCAUCUGUGAGCAGGAUAAGAAGUUCUGGAUGACAGCAAUAUCUGGUUUAAAAGAAAAAAUGAAGAAUAUAAAGGAAGAACAUUCUCAGCUUGCCCAUGAUGCACAUGAAACUGCUGAUUCAAUUCCCGAGUUAUCCAAUAUGGUUUCAGCAAUUCAGAUGCUAGGUAGGAAGACACAGAAUUAUUCUGCUAUUUGUAGAUGUUAAGAGAUUGCAUUCAAUUUUUCUGCAGUUGCUCAGUGUGAGGAAUUCAAAUAGAAGUAUAUUGAAGAACAGAAGAAGAUAAAGAAGCUUUUUAAUGAAGUUCAGGAGGCCAAAAGCAUGUGUUUUUUAUAUUGCAGUUUGAAGCUUAUUCAGUAAUGGAGAAACCCUGAUAUAACCACCAUACAGAUUUCCCAAGAUAAAAAUUUGAAAUGAAGAUUCUGAUUAUCACUCUUAAUUUCAGGGAAUAUCAGGGUCUUCUGUCGUUGCACAGGUUAGAGAUAAAGCAAGCUUCUGAAGGCUCGCACCACGUUCCUAGACUUGUUGCACAAAAAGUGGAGAAUACAAAACAAAUGUGAGAAGUAAUGCGGGUUGGGAGUAAUACAAGGGCUGUUGGGUCUAAUAAUGUGAAUGAGCAUAGCAGCCAUCCUCACUAGUUAGUCAAAUUCUGUAAAUUGUUUAUCCCUUUUGUCUUCGGGUGUUUUGCCUUCAGUUAGGUUUCCUCGUCACAGUGAGCAAUGUAGGUUAGUUAUUUCGGUUACAUUGCACAGGUAAUUCAGUAUAGCUAUAACAACCCUUCUGUUAUGAUUAUGCAAUGUUUGGUCACCAGAAUAUACUUGGUUUCGUUUUAAGACUAGAAUAGUCCAUUAUGGCUUAGUAGUAUUGCCUUUGCAGUUGCACUACAGAUUUUCCUCGUCUUAGGUAUGCUAUACUUGUGAUACACUCUUUAUAGUAGCUUAGAAGUAUCUGUUCGAAUACUAUACUCGCAUAUAAGAUUUCAUUUUUUUUCCAUUUAGUAUGCAUAGAGUAAAAUAAUUUGUUGCUUAGAAUAGAUUAAGCAAGUCACAAAAAAUGGUAGCAACCGCAAGUAACGUAGCCCGUAGGUUCGGGAGAACUAGAGUAGUAAAUUCUUGUGCCUUUUAAAUUUUUAAUAAAGUUUGUAUUGUAUUUUAAACUGAAUAUGUUUUGGGCUUUAUUAUUGUAGCCCAUACAAUUAGAAUUACAAACUUUGCAUACUUAGUUACUCUUUAUAAAUGAAAUAUGAGUAUAGCUCAUUUGCAUAGAUACAAGAGAAGAAGUACAAGUCAAAGGCACUAUUCAUAGUAAACAAGGCUAUAAAAUAUCAGUUUUGUACUUUCUCUUUAUUUUAGCCACAAAAAAAAAUUCUGACUGCCCAUUUAAGUGCCUAGGUGUUUUGUUAGCCAUAAUAAUUACUUAAUUUAAACUUAUUGUAGAAGGAAAAAAGUACAACUCAGAUUAUUAUGCUUGCUAGCUGUAAUUAUACUUGAGGAAAAAGAAAGUUAACUGUGACCAAACGGUUACUGUUAAGAAAAGGGUUUUUUUAACUUGCUUACCUACUUUUUCACCCUAUAAAUACCAAAUUAGUUCAGCCCUUUUGAAGCAUCAAAUUAUUCUCUAGGCUUUCUUCCUUAGCUGUGGUAUAUUCUCCUUUUUCCCUCGGUUUUUUUUUUAGGGUUUUCACUUGAAAGAAUGAAUCCUUACACUGUAGUUCCUGUUCAUACAAAUACAGCAGAAUCUCUAUAGAUACAUAUUGCCUUAUUAAAACUGUAGCUGAGACUCUUGUUUAUUUAAUUUCUAUAUAUAAGCUUUCAUUUUAGUGUAUUAUGUUUGUCAUGCUUAUUGCUGCUUUUUACAUAGACCCUUUAAAAUUUAUCCCUACAAGUCUAUGAUUUUAUGUUCAUUUGUACAUCCUUUAUUUCCCUUUUAUUGUUUGGAUGUUUUGCCAUUGAAUUGUUUAAAGUAAAUCCUAGGUAGAAAAAUGAAUCAGUAAAAAUGGUUGAUUAUAAUAGUGCACCUCACACGAUUAUGCAUGUAUACAUACAGUAUACUCUGUACAUGCAAAUAUAUACUGCUUUAGGGCUACAUUUUUCUUAUUAAGAUCGAAAUUUUACAAUCACUUUAGAUGUAUGCUUCAUGCUAUAGCUUGCUAAUGUAUACAUGCUUACUAUUUUA
Messenger RNA from Chenopodium quinoa (quinoa), 7852 nucleotides. RefSeq lists its product as uncharacterized. The record is from RefSeq and is a predicted model, not a curated record. Gene Ontology annotation, biological process: telomere maintenance; DNA repair. Gene Ontology annotation, molecular function: DNA helicase activity. The coding region runs from base 2760 to 4028 and encodes 422 amino acids. Lineage: Eukaryota; Viridiplantae; Streptophyta; Magnoliopsida; Caryophyllales; Amaranthaceae. The transcript is spliced from 12 exons.